AUGUCUUUCGCCAGGACGUUCCUUCGCACUUCGCGUGCUCUGCGCACCAACACCUCCAACCCGAUGCAAUGCGCCUUGAACACCAGCGGCCAGAAGCAACUCAUCAACGCCACACGGACAUAUGCCACAGUCUUUGAGCGUAGCAAGCCUCACGUCAACAUUGGAACCAUUGGGCACGUCGAUCACGGAAAGACAACCCUCACAGCAGCCAUCACCAAGCGACAAGCAGAGAAAGGCUUCGCCAACUUCCUCGAAUAUGGCGCCAUCGACAAAGCGCCCGAAGAGCGAAAGCGCGGCAUCACCAUCUCCACCGCCCACAUCGAAUACCAAACCGACAACCGCCACUACGCCCACGUCGACUGUCCCGGUCACGCCGAUUACAUCAAGAACAUGAUCACUGGUGCCGCCUCCAUGGACGGCGCCAUCAUUGUCGUAGCCGCUAGCGAUGGUCAGAUGCCCCAGACGAGGGAACACUUGCUGCUCGCCCGGCAAGUCGGUGUCAAGAGAAUCGUAGUCUUCGUCAACAAGGUUGAUGCCAUUGAGGAUAAGGAGAUGUUGGAGCUUGUCGAGAUGGAGAUGAGGGAGUUGCUUUCAUCCUACGGCUUUGAGGGAGACGACACUCCAAUCGUCAUGGGUUCCGCCCUCUGCGCACUGGAGUCUCGCCAGAACGACAUUGGCGUGGAGAAGAUCGACGAGCUCCUCAACGCCGUAGACGAGUGGAUCCCAACCCCAGAGCGCGAAAUGGACAAGCCCUUCCUCAUGUCCGUCGAGGACGUCUUCUCCAUCCCAGGCCGUGGCACGGUCGCAUCCGGCCGUGUCGAGCGUGGUGUGCUGAAGAAGGACUCCGAAGUCGAGCUCAUCGGCAAGAACAACGCCCCCAUCAAGACCAAAGUCACCGACAUCGAGACCUUCAAGAAGUCCUGCGACGAGUCCCGCGCCGGUGACAACUCCGGUCUUCUCCUCCGUGGUGUAAAGCGUGACGAUGUGCUUCGUGGUAUGGUCAUCGCCCAGCCAGGCACUACCAAGGCGCACAAGAAGUUCCUGACUUCAUUGUACGUGCUCACGAAAGAGGAGGGUGGACGCCACACUGGUUUCGCCAACAACUACAAGCCACAGCUUUUUUUGCGAACUGCUGAUGAGUCUGCGGCGCUUACAUGGCCAGAGGGCAGCGAGGGCGAGAAGGAGGGCAAGCUAGUUAUGCCAGGUGACAAUGUGGAAAUGGUGUGUGAGAUCCACAAGCCACUUGCCAUUGAGCAGGGACAGCGCUUCAACGUUCGUGAGGGAGGCCGAACUGUCGCUACUGGUCUUAUCACCCGUGUGCUCGCAUAG
Fulvia fulva is the source of this 1329-nucleotide messenger RNA. Its product is annotated as Elongation factor Tu, mitochondrial. Gene Ontology annotation, molecular function: translation elongation factor activity; GTPase activity; GTP binding. Bases 1 to 1329 code for a protein of 442 amino acids. Gene Ontology annotation, biological process: mitochondrial translational elongation. The transcript has 2 exons. Lineage: Eukaryota; Fungi; Ascomycota; Dothideomycetes; Mycosphaerellales; Mycosphaerellaceae. The record is from RefSeq and is a predicted model, not a curated record. Gene Ontology annotation, cellular component: mitochondrion.